CGGAAUCAGAAAAAAAGAACCCCAGAACCAGAAACCCUAACCAAGCAAAAAUCAAAACGAGGCCGCCUCCGACCCCCCCCGACGCAAUAUUAGAGUAGAACUCGCGUCUUCCUCGCCAUCCCCACAACACGACACGACACGACACGGCUCCCGCCACAAACUUGCUUCCCUAGCUGAAGCUUUCAUCGCCACUCCUACUCAGCUACACGACACCCUCCCCUACAACCUUCCAUAACCGACAAACACAUCCUCACACACAGCUCAACCAUGGACGGCUACCAGAGGAUUGAGAAGAUCGGUGAAGGCACGUACGGAGUUGUGUACAAAGCCAAGGACCUGAACAACCACAAUAGAAUAGUGGCGAUGAAGAAGAUCCGUCUGGAAGCGGAAGACGAGGGAGUCCCCUCCACCGCGAUCCGCGAGAUCUCGCUACUCAAGGAGAUGAACGACCCCAACAUCGUCAAACUACUCAACAUCAUCGCCGAGGGCCACAAGGUCUACCUGGUCUUCGAGUUCUUGGAUCUGGAUCUCAAGAAGUACAUGGAGGCCAUACCGGCGGGGAUGGGACUCGGCGAGGACAUGGUCAAGCGCUUCAUGAACCAGCUGGUCAGCGGUGUCAAGUACUGCCAUUCGCAUCGCAUCCUGCACAGAGAUCUCAAGCCCCAGAAUCUGCUCAUCGACAAGGAGGGGAAUCUGAAGUUGGCGGAUUUCGGUCUGGCGAGGGCGUUUGGGUGUGCCGUUGAGGACCUACACUCACGAGAUCCUGCUGGCGGAAAGCAGUACAGCACCGGUGUCGACAUGUGGAGUGUCGGCUGCAUCUUUGCCGAGAUGUGCACGCGCAAGGCCCUGUUCCCCGGCGACUCGGAGAUUGACGAGAUCUUCAAGAUCUUCCGGUAGUCAAUACCGUCCUGGUUCACUCGCAGCAAACGCAGACAGCUGACAGACAGACACGACUAGACUACUCGGCACCC
Messenger RNA from Tricharina praecox, 971 nucleotides. Its product is annotated as kinase-like domain-containing protein. Gene Ontology annotation, molecular function: cyclin-dependent protein serine/threonine kinase activity; ATP binding; cyclin binding. The transcript has 3 exons. NCBI's taxonomy places the organism in Eukaryota, Fungi, Ascomycota, Pezizomycetes, Pezizales, Pyronemataceae. Bases 268 to 897 code for a protein of 209 amino acids. Gene Ontology annotation, cellular component: cyclin-dependent protein kinase holoenzyme complex; nucleus; cytoplasm. Gene Ontology annotation, biological process: signal transduction; G1/S transition of mitotic cell cycle; protein phosphorylation. The record is from RefSeq and is a predicted model, not a curated record.